Molecule: messenger RNA, 3561 nt
Organism: Cyprinodon variegatus (sheepshead minnow)
Lineage: Eukaryota; Metazoa; Chordata; Actinopteri; Cyprinodontiformes; Cyprinodontidae
Gene: proca1
Product: protein interacting with cyclin A1
Exons: 4
Coding region: 336-2738 (800 amino acids)
Biological process (GO): phospholipid metabolic process; arachidonate secretion
Molecular function (GO): A2-type glycerophospholipase activity
Source: RefSeq, a predicted model, not a curated record
ACCGAGGGAGGGUCUUAGAAGGUAACCUGCGGUCACUUCUCUCAGUUUAUCUGCUGGAAAAACCUGGAGGUUCAAACUCGGAUCAGUUUUAACCCUCUGCUCUCCUUUGGGGCAACCUUACAGCAGUGGUCAUAUACCUGCUGAUCAAGCAAAAGAAACAUCCUAAAGAGGUUAAUCCAGCUCCUUUGACUCCUCCCCAUAUGGUCAUUCUUCGCGUUAUGAAUCGCGCCACCUUGUCUUCGCCUUAAAAGUGAGAGGGUUGCGCCAUUCCAGCACCAGACGUGCUGGGAGCUGUCUCCAUUACGCGUGGUGCUGAAAGUGCCACCCACCGCAUCAUGUGGUCAGUUUUCUUCGUCUUUCUGUCUUAUCUGGACAGAAACGUGGUGAGAGGUGACUUCCUGAGCAGCGCUUUGGACGCAGAGAAAGAGAGCAGGGAGAUGUUCUCCAUGAUCAACGGCACCUUCUGCGCAAAGAUGUCCCUCAUUGGGGAAAACGUCCUCUACCAGGUGUCGGAUGGAGCCGAGGUAGUUCGGACCGUAGUGAGCCCCAGUGGGAAGCUGGUGACUUGCUCUGUCGUAGUGAACCAGAUGGAGGUGAAAUCGUUUUUGCACGAGUGCAGGCUGGGGCUGAAGAAGCGGAGAGCCGGGCACCAGCUGGAGGCGCGUUUUGCGCGCAUUGAUGAGGACAAGCUGCUGUGCAGGGAGUUUAAUCUGAGGUCCGAGGGCAGCAGCGCGGCUUGGAAGAACACAGACACAGAGGGAGGGCAGGAGAAGGUUUUGAAAAGAUCCAAGAGGGGCUUCACCUACCCGGGGACCCUGUGGUGUGGAGCCGGAAACAUGGCGGAUAACUACAACCAGCUAGGAGAGUUUGCAGACACGGACAGCUGCUGUAGGACUCAUGACCACUGCGCUCAUGUCAUCCACGCCUUCUCAUCAAACUAUGGAUACACUAAUUUCAAAUGGCACUCCCUCUCCCACUGUGACUGCGAUGAUGAGUUAAAAGCUUGUCUGAGGAAAGUCAAUGACACAUCCUCCAGGGUUGUCGGUCAGGCCUUUUUCAACGUCAUCGGUGUUCCCUGCUUUGAUUUCACCUAUGAGGAACAGUGCGCUGAACGCCACUGGUAUGGCCUGUGUAAGCGAUACGAGAAGUUCCCCAUCGCUGUGCUGAGAGAAGCGGUGCCUUAUGACUACGGAGGUAUUGAUGUCAUAGAUGAGCUGACGUUGGCUCCACCAAAGCGUGAAGAGUCAACAAAGAGGAAGGAGGAGGAGCAGCAGGAGAGUCCGACUCAGAGUACGAUAUCAGAGCCUUCACUAACAAACGUUGUCACGGCAGCCGAGGACUUUAUCAAGUUGCUUGCCACCGUCUCCACAUCUCAAAGCUCCAACGCUGACCACGACAAGGAGGAGACGCAAGCAUCAGAGAAGAAGAAGAGAAAGAACAUGGGGAAGAAGAAGAAAACUAAUAAAAAGCACAAAGGUAAAGGAAAAGGGAGGAAGAAAAAGCAGAAAACAGAUGCAGGUUUGAAAGCGGAGGAAGGAGCUGUGGUUCCACCUCCUGGCAGCAAAGCAGAGGACGUAUUGGCUCUGAGCAAUUUCAUUAGUGAGUCCAGCAAACAAGACCGGUCAAAGAUAAACACAAACAGAGUGGAGGACAGAGAAUUUGAGCCUAGGAGAACAGACGAGCGCUCUAAUGCAGUCAUGAAAGAUGAACCUGCUGCGGAUAUGGAGACGGUUUCAAUUAUGUCACCUGAAAAUGUUCAGAAGGUGCUGGCUGAGUCAGAGACUGAGGAGAUCAAGGAGAAAGCCCUUCUCUCAGAUAGGAUGACGACUGUUAGGCCUCAUAAAACAAAAACUAAAGGACAAAGGAGGGGUCAGAGAAAGAAAAGCAAGAAAAUGCCUCCUUCUCCUGAAGACGUCAAUUUAAACUCAGCUGACUCUGUUCCAAACAUUACUGAUAUAUUAAAGCAAAGAUCAGAGCAACAUAGCUCCUCUAAAACAAGCACGGCCACUAUUCCCAUUGUUGUCCCCAAAGUGCAAAGGAGCAGGUCAAAGGACAGAGGAGACAAAGAGGGGAGGAAGAAAAGAAAGAAAGUCAGCUCUGAUGCUCCCAUUGUUCCCUCUGAUCUGCAGAAUUCCUCUCCAGACCGCCUGACAGCUUUCCCUCAUCCCCAGUCACCCACCACAGCACCGGUCCCUACAACAGAGCUGCCCCUUUUAAUCACGCCAUUUUACAGACCGGACAGCCAGCUUACAGCUCUCAGCCCGAACUUUACUGCUCUGAAAAGGCGAAGGUCAAAAGAUAGAGUGCAGAGAAACAGAAGGAGGAAAACAGCCAUUCUUCCCUCCAGUCAAAACCAUCCUUUUUCCCACAGCAGCCCUGAAAAUGUGAAUGUUCUCACUACUCCCCACACCCUCGUUACACAGCAGAGCCCUGUGAGCACUGCUGCGCUGCAAGACAUGGAUGCCCACAAUGAAUGGAGGCUUUUUACAACAGCCAGCCCCACCGUGAGGACAAACCUCCGUGUGCAUCUGAGCAAACAGCAGAAGAAAUCCAAUUUGAAGCCAAAUGACCCAAAUACACUUCCAGUAUCACCAGCUGAGGUCAGAUCCAACAAGCACUGGAUGACCACCAUGAUGGCUCCAUCCAUGAGUCCACUUCACUUUUCUAUUGAGAGAGCAAGAGCACAGUUUAACAGGAAGAAAAGGAGGAAGGCGUUGCUGUUGAAUCGGCAGCAGUAAAGCAUGAGCUGCAUAAUAGACUAGACCAGGAAGGCAUUUACCACUUAAUCCAGCAAGAACAUGUUGGUGCCUAAAAUAUUUCAAUCAUACAAUCAUCAAUACUGUUAGGAUAAUCUUUUUCAAUAAUCUAUUUUGCAUGUCAAUAAUAAAGUCAAUAACUAGUUAUUAGUGUGUUGGAUUAUUUAUUUUAUAUCCUGUGGUAAUAUAGACAUGAACUAAAAAACUUUUGUUAACCAUUGAUUUAGUUAUCAAUUUAGUUAAUUUACAUAACCCAAAUCUGUUGUCCCAGGCCCCUUCGCACAAAAAAAACAACAACUAUGCAAUCGAAUUAUACAGGAAGAUUUUAAGUUAAAUAUAUAAAUUAUACGUUUUUCUUUAAAUUGGUUAAAGUGUUUCGAUCUAAGGGAGCCCUGCAGAUUGUGUCAAGUCUCUGGCUUCCAGUUUUAAAGUGUUAAUAAAUGGAUCCUUGGAUGAGCAAUGAACCAUCAGUCCUCGUUUUUUAGCUGACUUUGCACCUUUCCCUGAUGCUGAGCAUGCAUGCAGCAACGGUGGGGCGGAAAACUGGGUGAAACUUCCGGCAGAACCAGGCUCAUUGUCAGCAGAUCAUACUGGAAUUUCUCACAAAAGAUUCUAAAGCCUGAAAUAAAAUACAUAUUCAAAAAUUAAUAAUUACAAAACAAACUGCAGAUCUUUCCAAUAUUCAAUUUCCUUAAACUCUUAGACCAGUAGGUAAAAUACUUACGCAAAAAGUGCUUUCAGUGACAUGCAUACUGUUUACUGUAUAUUCACUGACCCUCAUUGGCCAUGUCAGGCUCAGCAGAUG